CCCGCGUCUCGUCAGCGCCAGUAGGCAGUAGCGCUCCAUGCUGCGUACCCUCAGAACAUGUCUAUGGCCGCAAGGAAAGGGUUGGGAAACGUUGGCAAAACGACGACAUUGUUGCUGGGUUUGUUCUCUUCUCUGUAAAUAUAAGAUAUCAAUAUUUCGCGUCAGAGAAGAUGAUUAAUGUCAAGACAAACUCGUCUCAUAGAACGCCGAAGCUUCUCCGGUUAGCUUAGCUCGCUAGCUGCUAAGAAAGAGACAAAGCGGAAGUGAUCGACACGUCGCUAAGUGUGAGUGUAAAGUGUGAAAAUGUGCAAAGUAGAAAUGCUGAGAGUGUUGGUGAAGCAGCGACUAACUGCUGCUGUGGAAGAAAUAUUUGUAGUGUUAGAAAGAACGAUAGCAGAAUACGAGGAGGAACUUUCUAGAACAAAAGAGGAGAACGAGCGACAACGUCAACUACUGGACGCUCUUUUCAACAAACAUCAACAAGCAGACGUCGGCCAAGAGCAUCUUCUCCCUGAGCAGCAGGAAUGCAACUCCAGCGUGGAACAGGAGGAGCCACAGUCCCCCCACGUUAAAGAGGAAGAGGAGGAACACAGUAUCAGUCAGGUGGGAGAGCGUCUUGAAGGACCGGACGAGUUCCCAGUGAUGGGGGUCAUCGUGAAGAGUGAAGGCGAUGAGGUCAAAGGUGAAAGUGAGGAGCAGAGAGAGGCGGAGCCUCCAAGCAGCAGCUCAAAACACACGAGAACGCACAGGGGUGAGAAACCUUUCGCCUGCUCAGUGUGCGAUCAAAGUUUUUCUGUGAAAGCAAAUUUGAGGUCACACAUGAGAACUCACACCGGACAGACAUGA
This is a messenger RNA of Entelurus aequoreus (snake pipefish), 846 nucleotides long. Its product is annotated as zinc finger protein 771-like. Gene Ontology annotation, molecular function: RNA polymerase II cis-regulatory region sequence-specific DNA binding; DNA-binding transcription factor activity. The record is from RefSeq and is a predicted model, not a curated record. Bases 304 to 846 code for a protein of 180 amino acids. Gene Ontology annotation, biological process: regulation of transcription by RNA polymerase II. The transcript has 3 exons. Lineage: Eukaryota; Metazoa; Chordata; Actinopteri; Syngnathiformes; Syngnathidae.